Molecule: messenger RNA, 909 nt
Organism: Volvox carteri f. nagariensis
Lineage: Eukaryota; Viridiplantae; Chlorophyta; Chlorophyceae; Chlamydomonadales; Volvocaceae
Exons: 4
Coding region: 1-909 (302 amino acids)
Source: RefSeq, a predicted model, not a curated record
AUGUCCCAAAUUGCAUUUCGACAUCUAGUGGAUGCUGCAGCGGAGACAAACACUGGGGUCCUGCCUUUCAUGCGCCAACGACAACAACAACCGCAAGUGCAGCCGCAGGCCCAGGGCGUGCGGCGGCGACUAGUUGGCGUCAUAAACACGCUUGGGGGAAUGAGACUGGCACCCGGUGAAUGGCUUCUCGACACUGGAGCCGAGGAUCACCUGACCUUCACGCCUGAGGACGUGGAGGGUCUGAAGCCGGUGCGCGAGGGCGAGGGUGUCGUUUUUGAGGUGGCGGAUGGGCGGACGGUUAGCUCGAUUGGUGAGGGCAGGGCGGUUUUCGCCUCUUUUCGAGGGCAGACGGAAUUGUCGGUACCUGUACACGUAGUUCCGGACCUGCAACACCGCCUGUUCUCAGUCAAGGCCCUGAAGAGAUCCUUCCCGGAUCAGGUGGUAGAGGUUGUCCUGUCCGCCGAUUGCUCGUAUAUAGCAAUAGACGGAAUUCCCGCUGUCGAUGUGUUCGAGGAGAACGGGAUGUACAUCGUGCUUGCGCAGCCAGAUGCCGAGUGGAAUAGGGCAUUAUCACUGCAUCGCUUUCCCAAGGAAAAGUUAGACACCUUGCAUCGUCGCAUGGGGCAUGCUAGCCUCACCCGUUUUGAUAGGCCGUUUUUUUACGACCUGGUCCAUUCGGAGCCCAUAUGCCGCGAGGAAAGCCUUCGUCCGGAGAGCAAGGUCUGCGAGCCGAGGGCGCCCUUGGUCGAGAUCGAGAUGAAUCCUGUAGGCGGGCCGGCUGGCGACGAGGGGUCGGAUGACGAGCCGGGGCCGUUGAUUGAUGACGAUGAGGCGUCGGAUUGGUCCGAGUCUGAUAGUGAUGAUGACGGUGAAGUGGAUGAGGAGUGUUGGAUAAAGAUUACGGAUUGA